This is a messenger RNA of Xiphophorus maculatus (southern platyfish), 1048 nucleotides long. RefSeq names its product clarin 2 (gene clrn2). The record is from RefSeq and is a predicted model, not a curated record. Bases 1 to 702 code for a protein of 233 amino acids. NCBI's taxonomy places the organism in Eukaryota, Metazoa, Chordata, Actinopteri, Cyprinodontiformes, Poeciliidae. The transcript has 3 exons.
AUGCCUUCUCUGUGGAAACGAAUAACAUUCUCGGUGGCCUCGGCACUGUGUGUCGGCUCGGUGGCCCUCCUGGUGGUGGCCCUGUCCACAGAGCGGUGGGUUAUCGGGCGGAUUCUGUGUAAAACCGGGGUGGACAUCGUGAACGCGUCCAGUCCGGAGAUGGACCAGUUUAUCGGGGACAUUUACUACGGUUUGUUCCAGGGAGGAAAGACCAAGAGGUGCGGACUCGGGAACAGGCGCUCCAAAAUAUACAUUUUUCCAAAGCUGGUGCAGACGCUGAAUGGGGGUCUUCACAUGAUGGUGAUUCUCUUCCUGCUGGUGGCGGUUGGCUUCGCCCUGGUCAGUCUGUCCUUCUCCAUAUACAACGCACGCAAGGUCCCCUACCAGAGCAUAAAAGGGCACAAAGGACUUUACCUAUGGAACUUCAUUGCUGCUCUUUUUGGCGCCCUGGGUGUUCUUUGUUUCCUGGCAGCCGUGAAGCACCACCGUCUGACUGAGCGGGUGGCAAACCAUGGAGAGAACCUCUUCGUCCUGGAGGUUCUGGAUAACAGCCUGGACUGGUCCUUCUGGCUGGGAGUUGGCAGCGUUGGGACUCACUUUGUCGUUUGUGGAGUGGUCGCUAUGAGUCGCAUCAAGUUGCCCAAACCGGAGAUCAAGAAGCCGGAAGAGCCCACAAUCUCUGCCCUUGACCUGCUCUACUGAAGAACACACACACAUGUUUGCGUGGCUAUCUUUGUGGGGGCUUUGCAUUGACUUCCAUUCAUUUCUACAGCCUAAACCUUACACUUAACCUAACCAUAACAGAAACUCAAUUCACACCUAAUUCCUAAAUCUAACCCCUGGCCCCAAAACAGCGUUUCCCCUUGUGAGGACCAGGCUUCGGUCCCCACAAGGAGCAGUCAGGAAAAUGGUCCCCACAAGGUAUUAGAAACAAACACACACGUGUUGCACACACACAGAAAAAGAGUUAUUGGUUGUGUCUUCUGCUUUCAGCGUGGAAAGGAAAAGAAAAAAACACUUACUGACAUUUGUGAUGACACUGUUUUAC